Molecule: messenger RNA, 501 nt
Organism: Echinostoma caproni
Lineage: Eukaryota; Metazoa; Platyhelminthes; Trematoda; Plagiorchiida; Echinostomatidae
Source: the annotation of a GenBank genome assembly
GAUCUGAUCGCACACGUUCGUCGACUUCGAUCGUAUGUGGCCAAAUUCCUCUACCGGGAUGACAAAUCUACUCCGCUCCCGUUGUUCGUUCGUUCUCCUCAUACCAAAUCCAGUCAUUCGAUCAAAUCGGCCACGCAGGCUGCAACUGCUGCGGCCGGUGGAACCAGUUUGCUCAUUGUCACCUUCAUGAUUCUCGGCUGGACAGCCACCGUACCUGUAUCGCCGGCCAAGAAUGGAUCCUCACCGGGAUUAGCUGUAGCACAACCUAAUGGUGUGUUCAGCUUUUUCCCCGGUCGUUCACGAAGUCUUCUGGAGAGUAACAGACAAAAUGUUAAUCCUAUAGGGCCUGUAACCAAACCGGAUAUCCUUUCACACGAUUUGGGAAACCCGAUGGAUUCCGUUCCAAGCGCGGUUUUAGACCCUCCUCUACUUAGCGACCGGAUGAACUCUGUCAAGUUAGAAAUCAUACAAAAAUUGCUGUUUGUGAAUGAAAGCAUUUGA